Mus caroli (Ryukyu mouse) is the source of this 542-nucleotide messenger RNA. The record is from RefSeq and is a predicted model, not a curated record. Lineage: Eukaryota; Metazoa; Chordata; Mammalia; Rodentia; Muridae.
UCUGUUUCAGCUUUUACAAUGAACCCCGUAACUACACACUUACACUGGAUAUGAAAAUCACUCCAAGUACUAGCCCUACUAACAAAAAAGGAAAUGAAUUUCGAGUACAACUGACAGUUAAAAACAAUGUGAAGCAAUGCCAGGAGGUAGAAAUAACUAGUGAUGAUAACGGAUUCAUCAAGUACCUUUCUGGUCCAUCAACUUAUGAAACUUGCAUAUGUACCAUUAGCGAUUUCUUCUGGGAUAUAUAUGUCCCUGAAAGUACUUAUCUAAAAGCAUCAGCCACCAUUCUGCCAUAUAAGAACAAAUGUCCUGACUCUGACGAACCACUACUAUAUGGUGACCCUUACCAAAUAUACAAUGUUACACAUGAAAUCAAUGUAACACCAUAAACUGAAAGGUUGCAAUAGAACCACAUCACUAACGUACUCUUGGAGAGGAUUUUGUGUGUGUGUGUGCAUGUAUUUUGCAAUAAAAUAAAAUAGUGUUAAAUUAAUUCUGUGGUAAAAUCUCUGUAUGGUAAAUAAAUUUUUUCCACUUCA